Molecule: messenger RNA, 2285 nt
Organism: Sorghum bicolor (sorghum)
Lineage: Eukaryota; Viridiplantae; Streptophyta; Magnoliopsida; Poales; Poaceae
Exons: 1
Coding region: 1565-1936 (123 amino acids)
Source: RefSeq, a predicted model, not a curated record
GCAGAGGGCAAGGGCACGCACGAUGCCACGCCACGGCACGGCCUCCCGGUCGCGGUGGUGAUUAGGCGAAUGGGAUUCGCUGCUUUUUUUGCUUCGCCGGCGCGCUUUAAGUUAAAACCGGGGGAAGGGGAUUUUACCCAGAGAAAGCGAAAGGGGAGGAAGGCAGGAAGAAGGCAAGAAGAAGAAGGGGAAUGUCCCUGCGCGCGGCAACAGUGGCAGUGGCUUUUUCUCGCUGCGCGGCGUGGCAGUGGCGGGCGGGAUUCGGCUUCCUGCUCGCUUUGGAUCUUUGAACGGGGCCCCCGUAAGCACCGUAGCCCGUGCGAGCUUUGGCAGUUUGGCACCGGUCCCACUCCCACCCCAGUCCAAGGCCGGCGGAACAUGCACAGGAGGAACGGCGGCACGCGACGUCGACGGGGAACAACUUGAGCCGGCAAGAGGAAGCAACGUACGUACUACUAGACUAGACUAGAUAAAGCAGGCAGGAUAGGAAGAAGCAGCGUGAGCUCGCGCUCGUUCUCUUUGUCCAGCACGGCGCGCACAGGAGGGCGUGUCCCCUCCCCUCCUCCGCUCUCGGCGCCGCUAGCUCUCGCGGCAUGGGGAACGCCGCUCGCCUCGCCUUCGCUAGUCGCUAGCUUGAGAGAGAAGGUUCCAAAGGAGUACGCAGGUGCGAAAGCCACAGUUUGGGUUGGAUGAUUUUUUGCAGCCGAUGCAUAAUCCAAACCUAGAAAAGACCAAAAGCGUACGUAGCCGAGGCUAGCUAGUGAGUGCCGGCCGCUUUGUUUCCCACCUGGCAGAAUCUUCCAAAACAGCGUUCAAACAGUAACGACCCACCACAGUAAUACGAGACUAGUACGAUACAACCGCAUGCAUGCGCUCUCUUCUCUUCUUUUCUUUGCGGGCACGCUCACCUGCCUUUUCCUUUAGAAAAUUUUGCUACUACAGGACACCGUUAGAACACGUAAUAUGUUGAUGGACACCGUCAUAAACGUAAUAUGUGUAGCUUUAUCUGUCAUCAUAUUACGCAUUCUAAUGGUGUCCUGCACCUCUUUUUCUUUCAUGUCAUCGUAUGUUCGUCAGUGAAAUAAAACCUUCCCAUAAUCGCCCAGUGAUGUGUGUGAUACACGAACGCUUUGUUUCUUUUAAUUUUUUUCACUUGUAGUACGUACCAAGCUAGCCACGCCACGCCUGGGGAUUACAUACAUACGUAUAUGCAAAUCUACACCUCAAGUGGUAGUAUGCAAAAAAGUGACGUGUUGCCUUGUUGGGUGUCUCUCUCUUUGUCUCUCCUUUUGCUUUUGGACCACCGCGAGAUCUCACUCGCUCUCAACAACCUCACCCGUCUCUGUUACAGAUGCCGCCUACACAGAGAGGGGGGCACUAUAUCUACCGGAACAAAGGCGCACAAGCCGGCCAUUGGCAUUGCAAACCAGCAACUAGACAUGAGAGGGCAUUGGCAUUGCAAAGCUAAGCUUGGUCGUAGUGGCAUAGGCGCGUAGGCAGCGGCAGUAUCCACCUCGGCCCGGGCUCGCAUUGCAAGAGCGCGCGAGAAGGAUCGGAGGAGAGAAUGAGAGUCCCCGGCUCGCUCGCGCUGGCGGCGGCGGCGGCUCUUGUCCUUGCUGCUCUGCUGAGCUCCACCCCCGAGGUUUCUGCCGCCAGAGUAGUCCCGGCGGCACAUCUCGCCGACCAGACGAGCAGCAGCUGGCGUGGCGCUGGCGCCUCAUCGUCAUCAUCAUCACCGGCCGACGAGCGACCAAGGAAGCCGGCGAGCGAUAACGCCGCCGCCGCUGCAAGCAGCGCCAGGCUCGACGCGUCCGGGAACGCCGCGGCGGCGGCGGCGGGCGGCUCCUCCUCUCCUCCGUCGACGGUGUUCGACCCCGACAGGAUGAGCAAGCGCCGCGUCCGGAGAGGCUCCGACCCCAUACACAACAAGUGCUAGCUAGCUGCUGAUCGCUGAACUGGUACUACUGCUCCGGACUCCGGAGUACUCAUCCGUGUCGGCGUUCCGAAGCAAUCGUCGAUCAAGUGUCAAUUCUCUUGCUUUUGUUUUCGUCUCUCGAUCGAUUUUUAAUCUUCUCUUCUCUCGCUCUUUUUUUUUUCUCUUUUUCUUUAUUUCGUUCGUUAGCCCCUUUUCUUUUUUCUCUCUUUGAGGUUUGAGCUGGUGCACGUUCUGCUACACCUACUGUACGUUGUAGGGUGCAGACGAUUUUGUGCUACAGAAAUACUUGUACAGAGAUGCAUGAUCUUGCAUGCCAAUGAAAGGCGAAUGUCGCCGCAGCUUGCGAGUG